CCUCUGCCCCCCCAAAGUUCUGGGAUUACAGGCCUGAGCCACCGCGCCUGGACCCCAAAGGCCCUUAAGUUUAAAGGCCUCGUUCUUCAGUCAGGUUUUCCUUGUUCUCUCGUGUUCAGCCAAUCGUUUUAAGUUUGUGUUUAAGGAGAAACUAACAAUGAAAACGGACUCGUUGACGGAGGAAAAGUUGGAAUGCAGCCUCUGGUGCUGUUUGAGCGAUCCCUCUCCCCAGGGCCGCCGCUGUGUUCUGGAAAGGUGCAUUGUACCAUGGAUGCGGCAGGGAUCCUGUUCAUUUUCUUCACCAAUAUGGUUUGUGGACUCUGAUGAGCCAAAUCUGACAUCAGGUCUGGAAUGUCUAGAAGAUACUAAGAACAACAAUUCUGUGAGGAAAGAAGCCAAGCUAUUUUCUCUUUUCCUCAUGAACAUUAUAUUUAGAAAUUAAAU
This is a messenger RNA of Rhinopithecus roxellana (golden snub-nosed monkey), 444 nucleotides long. Its product is annotated as putative ubiquitin-conjugating enzyme E2Q2-like protein. The coding region runs from base 158 to 442 and encodes 94 amino acids. The record is from RefSeq and is a predicted model, not a curated record. NCBI's taxonomy places the organism in Eukaryota, Metazoa, Chordata, Mammalia, Primates, Cercopithecidae. The transcript has 2 exons.